GGGCGUAGCGAGCGGCGCUGGCGUACGCCUGGGGCGGCCCCUCAGUGGGACCCGUUAGAGCGGCAGGAAGAAGCGGCCCCCGCCCGCGCCAACAUGUCGAAGCGGCUGAGGAGCAGCGAGGUCUGCGCGGACUGCAGCGCUCAGGACCCCUGCUGGGCAUCUGUAAACAGGGGAAUUCUGAUUUGUGAUGAAUGCUGUAGUGUUCAUCGGAGUCUAGGACGUCAUAUCUCUCAAGUGAGGCAUCUUAAACACACACCAUGGCCUCCAACGUUGCUUCAGAUGGUUGAAACACUGUAUAAUAAUGGUGCUAAUUCCAUAUGGGAACAUUCUUUGCUGGACCCUGCAUCUGUUAUGAGCGGAAGACGCAAAGCUAACCCACAGGAUAAAGUGCAUCCCAACAAAGCAGAAUUCAUUAGAGCUAAAUAUCAAAUGUUAGCAUUUGUUCAUCGCUUGCCAUGCCGAGAAGAUGACAGCGUUACUGCCAAGGACCUUAGUAAGCAACUCCAUUCCAGUGUGAGGACAGGGAAUCUGGAGACGUGCUUGAGAUUACUCUCUCUAGGAGCUCAGGCCAACUUUUUUCAUCCUGAGAAAGGAAACACCCCGCUUCAUGUUGCUGCCAAAGCAGGACAGACUUUACAGGCAGAAUUGUUGGCAGUCUAUGGUGCUGACCCUGGCACACAAGACUCCAGUGGAAAAACUCCAGUUGACUAUGCAAGACAAGGAGGGCACCAUGAAUUGGCAGAGCGCCUUAUAGAAAUUCAGUAUGAACUUACUGACAGACUAGCGUUCUAUCUCUGUGGCAGGAAACCAGAUCACAAAAAUGGACAACACUUUAUUAUACCUCAAAUGGCAGACAGCAGUCUAGAUUUGUCUGAAUUGGCAAAAGCAGCUAAGAAGAAGCUUCAGUCUUUAAGUAACCACUUAUUUGAAGAACUUGCCAUGGACGUAUAUGAUGAAGUUGACAGGCGGGAAACAGACGCAGUUUGGCUUGCUACUCAGAAUCACAGUACACUGGUGACUGAGACGACGCUUGUCCCUUUUCUUCCUGUAAAUCCUGAGUAUUCUUCAACACGGAAUCAGGGAAGACAGAAACUAGCUCGGUUUAAUGCACAUGAAUUUGCUACACUAGUUAUAGACAUUCUAAGUGAUGCCAAGCGAAGACAACAAGGGAAUCCUGUCACUGGCUCUAAAGAAAAUGUGGAACUGAUAUUGAAAGCUAUCAACAGUCAGCAUAGUAGUGAGAGUCAAGAUAACGACCAGCCUGAUUAUGACAGUGUUGCAUCAGAUGAAGAUACAGAUCUGGAAGCAAAUGCAGCAAAAGCAAAUAGGCAGAAGAGCCUGGAUUCAGACUUGUCAGAUGGACCAGUGACAGCACAAGAAUAUAUGCAAGUUAAGAAUGCUUUAGUGGCUUCUGAGGUAAAGAUACAGCAGUUAAUGAAGGUGAACAUCAACUUGAGUGAUGAACUGAGAACCAUGCAGAAAAAGCUUCAAACACUACAGAGUGAAAAUACGAACCUCAGAAGACAGGCCACAACCCAUAUAUAUCAGGUCCAAACUGGUUCUGAAUACACAGACCCCAACAAUCAUUCUUCUUUAAAGCGACGACCAUCUGCACGAGGUAGCAGACCUAUGUCUAUGUAUGAGACUGGAUCGGGUCAGAAACCCUACCUCCCAAUGGGAGAAGUCACAUAUCCAGAAGAGAGCAUAACAAGACUGCAGCCUUUCCCUCCACAUAUCGGGAGGAGUGCGUUUGUGACCUCCUCUUCAUCUCUGCCUUCCUUCCCCUCCACGCUUUCCUGGUCAAGGGAUGAAAGCACACGAAGGGCAUCGAAAUUAGAGAAACAGAAUAGCAUGCCUGAAAGUGACUAUGAUAACCCCAGCCCCAGUUUGGAGUUGGAUGAGACGGGGCCAGGUAGGAAAGGAAGGCAGAGAAGUAUCAUUUGGCAGGGGGAAGGGUCUAUCCCCGAGAACUCAGAUACAGAUGCAACCCCAAGUUCCACUUUGCCCAGUACAGAAGAUGUUAUUCGAAAAACUGAACAGAUCACUAAAAAUAUCCAGGAGCUGCUGCGAGCAGCACAAGAGAAUAAGCAUGACAGUUAUAUACCAUGCUCGGAAAGAAUACAUGUGGCAGUAACAGAAAUGGCAGCCUUGUUCCCAAAAAAACCCAAAUCUGAGCUGGUAAGGACGUCGCUGCGGCUGCUGACAUCUAGUGCCUACAGACUCCAGUCUGAAUGCAAAAAAACCUUGCCCAUAGAGACCUGCCCUACCACGGACAUCCAGCUGGUCACUCAGCAAGUGAUUCAGUGUGCAUAUGACAUUGCCAAGGCUGCUAAACAACUGGUUACCAUCACAACCAAAGAGAACAACAACUGAGUCCUGCCGGGUUUUUUAGUCUUGGUUUUUUAGAGAUUGGAGUUUAAAUUUAGACAUGUAACUUUUCAAAUUUUUACAAGAAAACUAAGGGGGCAAGUUAAACUUUUAUAAACUCAGUAUUAUUUUUGCAUGUUUUCUAACAGAACUUUCAAAGAUUAAUUUAACCCACUGCCUUAUUUUUGUGCCUGUGUUGCCAGUUUAAUUACAGAAUUUAGUGUGUUGCAAACAGCUGUUGAGCCAAUAUCACAUGCCAGCAUUGUAUCAGAGGUUCUUAUAGGAGAUUCCUUGGAGCUGUAUUCUGCUUUCGGAUAUUGCACACGCACACAUAACUCUCAUUGAAGUCAAAUGCGCAUAUCAAAGGGCAGAAUCUCGCCUUUGGUCUGUACAUCCUUGAAUUGCUCUGCAUGGUGAAUCCCCUUGAAUAACAAACUCUCAGCAGGACAGUGGACCGUGAAGGCUGCAGGAGUGUAACUGUUGAACAGUCAGUAGAAUGAAGUUUUAUAUAGUCUUCCUGAGAAUUGAAUACAAAGUUUUAUUCUCUGUUCCAUAUCAGCUGUUGUGCAGUUACCAGUCCCUAGUCUGCUGAACCUGUAGUAGUUGUGGGCAUCCAAACCUAUUAAAUGUUAACUAUACAAGGUCUUUGUCACUUUUAUCUAUUUUGGAAGGAAGCAUGAGAUUAAGUAGUUUCUUUUAGUUGUCACUAUGCCACUAGACUAUAGAUUUGAUGUUACUUUAGAAAGGCAUUAGUGGUUACAACCCAUCAUUUUCCUUUCUCUGAAAAACUCACUUUGAAGUUUCCCACAGCAUUUAUUCCCAUUUUAGUGUCCUCUUUAAGGCAGUCUUGUUUGCAGCAGUAUUGUUGUUUAGUAUCUUUUUAGAUGCAGUUUCACUAAAGAGUUCUGUGAUUUCUUUAAAAUGGAAGAUAAGAGGGCCAGUUCAAAAGAAGCCAUGCCUGACACGGUACAUCAUAGCUAUACCUCACUGUAGUGGAAUGUGAAAAAUACACUUUUUAUAUAGUACCUCUCAUGCCAAGCUUCCAAAAACUACAAACUAUAUACAGGUUGACACCUACCUUCAGGGUCACCUUCAAUACACAACCCACCAUGUGCUAACCAACCACUUUAAUGUAUUCCCUAGCUAAGUUCCAGUGCUUUUUUUCUUUAAAGAUCAUGGGUAAAAUUUUCAAAACCACCUAAAUCCUCAUUUUCAAGGAUGACGCAGGUACUUAAAGAGCCAGAGUCUUACUGACAGUCGGUGAGACUUGGGUUCCUAAGUGCCUGUCACCUUUGAAAAUGUGGACUUAAACUCCUUCGUCAAGUUCUUUGAAAUACAUGACCUCAUGCCUACUGACCUGUUUGACGAUCACUUAAAGCACUGUUCUACUUGCAAGUGAACCUGUGAAAAUGAGAUUGGCUGGCUACAAACAAUUUGUUCAGUUCAUAUAUAAAAAGAUGUUUUUCCUGUCUACCAAGGUCCUACAACCUCCCCCGGAGAUCUACACGUCAACUGUUCUGAUUCGUAUGUAAUCAGUGAUGAAGAUUCAGAGGCACUCAAUGACACCUGUACAGUACCUAUAUCUGCAGUGAGUUAAACAGCUGAGGGCAGACUUUGGUCUUGCAAUGGGAACUUAGUUAACUAUCAUGUUUUGUGAUUCUCUGUAGCUGUGCAGAUGCUGUUGAGCUAAAAGGAAGUAGUAGUUUGAAUUAUUUUUGUUGUUGAAGUGAGAAGAUAAGACUCUGAAUGCAAAGAGGGAGCAGAUAUGCUGUAGUUCUUCGUUAUUGUUUCUAACUAUACCAACACUUUUUACAUAGCUAUUUCCCAGUGAUGCUAAACCAUCAGAUAAUGACUGGAUUAUAAACCCUGGAUGUUGUACAUAGUUACACGCAUAUAAAAACAUGAGGAAGUUUGAACUCUGAAGGCAGGUUUUCCACCAUGCUAACCACCUUCCCUUGUUAUAAAAUACUCCUACAAUUCAUAGUUUCUUCUGGAGCCCCAAAAGCCAUAGGACCAUACGCAUGCAGUUUGCCAUGUUAGUCUUCUCACUGUGUUACUGUUCAAGUGUGAGAUUACAGGUAAACUGGUCAAGAGUCACCAUAUAAUGUUUUGUCUGAAUAUAUAAAUGCUAAAUUUAUUUUUCACAUAAAUGUUUGAUUCAAAAACACUCGAUUGUAGGAGGCUGUCUACUGUUUUGUAAGCAGAGUCUGCAGUAUUUAGUUUGUUAAAUCACAGUUCUUUAGGUUGGUUUUUUUUGGUGAUAAAAAUUAGCUGUGUUUUAGGUUAAACAAAAAUUAAACCUUCAGAGGUUCCUUCCUUUUCAAAUUAUGUGUUUGUAUGUAUAUAUAAACACUGAAUAAGUGCCAUAAUAUUGUUGGAUGCUGAUGUUGUAAUUAACUGCCUUUUUUAAAGUAUUGUACUAUUUUGGGAUUAAAAGAAAGUAGGUAGGGGAUAAUCCUGUUGCAGUCUGAUUCAUAAAUAAUUUAUCCUGUCCCCUCUCCUGUAUCUAGCACUGUCUCUAAGCAUCUGGAAAUGCAUUUAGACAAGGCUGUGAUUUGAAUUGUAGAGAGGUAUUUUUAAAACCUAUUACCAAAAUUAAACCACUCAUCAUGCAUUGUAUGAAAUAGAAUAACCCCACUUAAGAACUUCUUUGAACUAGUACAGUAGGAACAUGAAGCAUGCUAUUUGCUAAUAUCCAUCAGGACAUCACUACACAUGGUUUUUACAUAUCCUGUUUCAUGUUUUCUAAAAUUUUAUUCAAGGAUAUCAACUUUUUAAAAUGCUUGCUCGGUGCCAAAACUGGAAAAGUCCCUUCAGAUGAAUAACUGUACAUCUUUCCUUUGUUGGUGGCAAGUUUUGCAAGGACCCGAUUCAAUUAGACUCUGGCUUGAUGAGCUAUACAAGUGUGGCUAAAGUGUAACCCACUUCACAUUCUGUAUCUAGAUAUCUUUUUAAAUGUCAAACAUCAGUUUUAUGGUCCUGUUGGUAAGCUGCACCUUGUCUAAAUAGUUCUGUUCUACUUACAUAUUGGUCAUAGUAGCACGUUAUUGCACUAAGCAGUUAUACAUCUGGUGUGAUAUCUGCAGAUAUCUUAUGGUACUUCCUUUCAAGAGGCCAGCAGGACAGAGGUGCACUUUAUGGAAAUGGCACUUGGAGCAAAAGCUGACUCUACUCCAACCAAACCCUGGUUAGCUCAAUGUAUUAAUCUACUCCAUCUAUUGUUGGUGUUUGCCAAAGUAGUCAAUUGGGCCCAAAGCUUGUGUAGCAUUACGCUUUGGAUUGAGUGGCUGUGUCUGCACUGCACUGUAAGCCAAGGGUUUGAGCUCGGACUCCAACCUACCCCCAAAUUGUGCUAGCCAAGGGUUCCAGAACCCGGGGGGUCAAGCCAGGACCCAGGUUCAACCCCUAUUGCUUUGCAGAGUAGGCACAGCCCUACUGGACUUGUGCUCUGGAGCCUGCCAAAAGUACCCCACAGGCUGACUUUCAUUGUCCUCUGGCCAGUCAAGUUUGGCAGAUGGUCAAAUUCCCCCACGCUGCAUCAUGAACAAAGGGCUAGAUUAGCCACCUUUUGGAGGGUGCUAGGACUCAGGCCUGCAUAAUGGAGUGUAGAUGCUGGAGCCCCCUGUUGGGACCCAGCAUUCAGCCAUUCCUAACCUGUGGUUAUAAACAAGUGUAGAUGCUCAAGGUACAUCUACACUGCGAUGAAACCAUCUGUGGCUGGCCUGUAUCAGCUGACUGAGGCUCACAGGGCGGGGUCCCAGAGCCUAGGCUUCAGCUCAAGAUCAGAUAUCUACACUGCAAUGUUUGUAGCCCUGCAGAGCUGACAAUGGCCAGUGUGGGUAUUUUAUUGCAGUGUAGACAAAUUCUCCAGCCCUAGGUGAACAAACCCAGGGUCUGCUAACUCAAGUUCUACUAACCCUGGUCUUACAUUGCAGUGUACACAUGCUUUGAAUGGCUGCAGGGCAGGAGCUAUUAAAAUACCUGGAGUAAUUUAGGUGCAAAAAGAUGUGGGUUUUUUCCUGUGGCUGGAACCCCACUUUCAAAUAACUUGUAUGUUUUCCCUCUUGUGCUUACAGAAAUGUAAUCCUUUCUCUACAAAAAUGCUGCACAGGAAAGUGAAAAUGCCUUUUUAUGAAUUUGUAUUUCUGUCCAUUGUACUCAUGAUUUAGCCUUUAAUGUUUACUGUAUUACAUAAAAUUACUGUACAACCCUUUAAGUGUUAUAAAAUUGUUUGGGAUUAUUUGCCUGCUACUUAUGCAAUAAACAGGCUUUUAAAGUG
This is a messenger RNA of Mauremys mutica (yellowpond turtle), 6646 nucleotides long. RefSeq names its product GIT ArfGAP 2 (gene GIT2). Lineage: Eukaryota; Metazoa; Chordata; Testudines; Geoemydidae. Gene Ontology annotation, molecular function: protein binding; GTPase activator activity. Gene Ontology annotation, biological process: regulation of ARF protein signal transduction; brain development. The transcript is spliced from 20 exons. The coding region runs from base 94 to 2373 and encodes 759 amino acids. The record is from RefSeq and is a predicted model, not a curated record.